This is a messenger RNA of Gracilinanus agilis (Agile Gracile Mouse Opossum), 1762 nucleotides long. RefSeq names its product peptidase, mitochondrial processing subunit beta (gene PMPCB). The transcript is spliced from 13 exons. Lineage: Eukaryota; Metazoa; Chordata; Mammalia; Didelphimorphia; Didelphidae. The coding region runs from base 60 to 1667 and encodes 535 amino acids. Gene Ontology annotation, molecular function: metal ion binding; metalloendopeptidase activity. Gene Ontology annotation, cellular component: mitochondrion. The record is from RefSeq and is a predicted model, not a curated record.
UUGAUCAUUCUAUUAGACUGAUGGAUAUUUAAUUUUUUCCCUCUUUACUGUCCAAGGGAAUGUAUCAAUCCUCACCUUGGCCACAUGGUGGAGCCCGCGUCCCUCCCCAAAAAGCCCGCCCCGCUUCUUCCACAAGACUGCAUAUUUCCAAGAGACUCCGGAAGUUCUGCCCUUCACCGCUUCCCGCUCCUGGCAUAUCCCCAGUCAAGAUGGCGAUGUCGUUAGCUGUUCGUUCCUUACUGCUGCCGAGGCCGCGGCGUCUCUGGGGUUUGUCCAAAAAGUUCCUGCCUCGGAGGCCCAUAAAUUUUGGUGUGAACAGAUUAAGAAGCACACAAACAGCUGCACAGGUAGCUUUAAAUGUUCCUGAAACAAGAGUAACGACUUUGGAAAAUGGACUCAGGGUAGCCUCUGAAGACUCUGGGCUCUCAACAUGCACAGUUGGGCUUUGGAUUGAUGCUGGAAGUCGAUAUGAAAAUGAGAAGAAUAAUGGAACAGCUCACUUUUUGGAACAUAUGGCUUUCAAGGGCACCAAAAAAAGAUCACAGUUAGAUCUGGAGCUUGAGAUUGAGAACAUGGGUGCUCACCUCAAUGCCUAUACGUCAAGAGAACAAACAGUAUAUUAUGCCAAGGCCUUCUCAAAAGAUUUGCCAAGAGCUGUAGAAAUUCUUGCUGAUAUAAUUCAAAAUAGUACAUUGGGAGAAGCUGAGAUUGAACGUGAACGAGGUGUUAUUCUCCGAGAGAUGCAGGAAAUUGAGACCAAUUUGCAAGAAGUUGUUUUUGAUCAUCUUCAUGCUACAGCUUAUCAAAAAACUGCUCUUGGACGAACAAUAUUAGGACCAACAGAAAAUAUCAAAUCUAUAAAUCGUAAAGACUUGGUGGAAUACAUAACAACACAUUAUAAGGGUCCAAGGAUUGUGCUUGCUGCUGCGGGAGGAGUGUCUCAUGAUGAACUGCUUGACUUAGCAAAGUUUCAUUUUGGUAAUUCUUUAUCAAGAUGUGAAGGAGAAAUACCAGCUUUGCCUGCCUGCAGAUUUACAGGAAGUGAGAUUCGUGUGAGGGAUGACAAAAUGCCUUUGGCACACAUUGCACUUGCUGUUGAAGCAAUUGGUUGGUCUCACCCAGACACAAUCUCUCUCAUGGUUGCAAAUACUCUGAUUGGCAACUGGGAUCGCUCUUUUGGAGGAGGAAUGAAUUUGUCUAGCAAGCUUGCCCAGAUAGCCUGUCAUGGAAAUCUAUGUCAUAGCUUCCAGUCCUUCAACACUUCCUACACAGAUACAGGACUGUGGGGACUCUAUAUGGUUUGUGAACCAGCUACUGUUGCAGACAUGAUACACUUUGCUCAAAGAGAAUGGAUCCGGCUCUGUACAAAUGUCACUGAAAGUGAAGUUGCCCGAGCUAAGAAUCUUCUGAAAACAAACAUGUUACUGCAGCUUGAUGGUUCCACUCCAAUCUGUGAAGAUAUUGGUCGGCAAAUGUUAUGUUACAGUCGGAGAAUUCCCAUUCCUGAGCUUGAAGCAAGAAUUGAUGCUGUUGAUGCUCAGAAUAUUCGAGAUGUAUGCACAAAAUACAUUUAUAAUAAACACCCUGCCAUAGCUGCUGUUGGUCCCAUUGAGCAACUACCAGAUUAUAACAAAAUCUGCAGUGGCAUUCAUUGGCUUCGAGAAUAAGAAGAUUUUAAUCAAAAGAUUUUGAAAAUGUUAUUUGUAAAGCUGGGAAAAUUCAGGUUGUCCAUCAAAAAAGUAUCUGCAACCUAGUAGGAAAA